AUGCAAGUAAACGCAAUGAAAUUCAUUGCGAGAUGUAUUCAUCGGAUCCGCUGCACUUCCGAGAAUAUUUUCCCAUUGUCUGCUCAGACUGUCAGAUGGAAUUGCCCUGUGAAAUCAGAAGUAAUUCCUGUCCUGGGACAGACACAGCACCAGACUUCUCAUGGACCAGGAGUUGUUCUGGGGAGUUUCUACUUCUGGAAUAUAUUUAAGAAGAAAGACGAUAAGGAGGAAACACCCGAAGACAAGCUGAUAAUGACGAUAAAGCGAUCGAUUUUGAGUAUUCAACGUGGCGAGUAUAACAAGGCUGAGCAGAUGCUUCAUCUGGCUCUGAGAAUGGCACAGGAAUUGCAACAUAAGGAUGGUAUCACCUACAUUUACGACGUGAUGGCAAACCUAGCCUUGGAGAAGGGUGACUUUGAGAAGGCAGAGAAGCUGUUCGUCAACGUAAUGCAGAGACUCUUUGGGGAAGGCUUCAAAGAGAGCCACAUUAAGAUGCUUCACAUCAGCUCCAAGAUAGCCCACAUGGCGGGACUCCAAGGAAACUUCGAGAAGGCAAAGCAGGGCUUCGAGUGGACACUGCAGAAGCUGGAGGAGAAGCUGAAGAUACGGGAAAUUGAGGAGGAACUUAAGGAUGUGCGAGAACUCUGGGGAAUGACCAAGAAUUGGUACGGACAGACACUCUUGGAACUGAACAAGGUUGAGGAGGCGAAGCAGUGCUUCUUGGCAGCAUGGGAAGUAUUUAAUGAGUUUCAUGAUCAGCUCAAUGAAGACGCUUUGAUGCUUCUCAACAAUCUGGGUGUCGUGUGUAUGCGACUAGGAGAGACUUCAGCCGCUGAAGACUAUCUCCGGAAAGCCAUCACAGUGUCCAAAGAGAUUCCCGAUUUUGUGGAGGUAAACGUCUUUAGAGCGAACCUGGGUCUUGUGUACCUUCAGCAGGGCCUCCUCCAGAGAGCCACCGACAUUUGCAGCCUCUCGUGGCGCCUCAGCAAGAAAGCCGAGAACGACAGGGCCUUAGAACAGGCUGAAUACUGCUUAGACCAGAUCAAAAAGCUGACAUCAAGCAGCAAAGGGUGAAGAAGCAAUUAAAAAAGAAAAAGAAUUUAUUACAAUUGUUUGUCUCAACUCAAAUGCUGGCUUUUAGUGCACUUCCCAGCAAUAAAAUUGUUCACCCACAA
Phlebotomus argentipes is the source of this 1175-nucleotide messenger RNA. RefSeq names its product tetratricopeptide repeat protein 19 homolog, mitochondrial (gene Ttc19). NCBI's taxonomy places the organism in Eukaryota, Metazoa, Arthropoda, Insecta, Diptera, Psychodidae. The record is from RefSeq and is a predicted model, not a curated record. Gene Ontology annotation, biological process: mitochondrial respiratory chain complex III assembly. The transcript has a single exon. Gene Ontology annotation, molecular function: protein binding. Bases 1 to 1074 code for a protein of 357 amino acids. Gene Ontology annotation, cellular component: mitochondrial inner membrane.